AUGGAGAGCAGCCAAUGCGUCGGGCAGGCGCUCGUGGGUCUUCGUCCGCUCCGUCACAUGCUCGACGUCGAGGCGACGGUGCCCAUCUUUGCCGACGACGGCGCGGCGCUGGGGCGGCUCGCGGUGCGGCUCCGACCGAGCACGACGCCAAGUGUGGUGACGGACAAUCGCGGCGUGACGGCCAAGCGUGUGCCCGACGACGUCGACGAUCUCUCGGACAACGAAGUCGAGAGCCUGGAGGCACUUGCUGGCACGUUCAUUUGGUUGUCGCUGGCUACGCACCUCGUCGUCGACAAGCCGCCGACGCAACUCGUGCUCAAGCAGCAGCAGUAUUGCCUCGAGUACGCCUUUGGCCAAGCGAACGCGCAGACAACGUCCAUGGCCCAUGAACAGACGAUCAAGGUCCUCGUCAACCACGAGCUCGUGCAGUACGUCAGUACGGACGUCCUGGCCUUUUCGGUGCGUCUCGCGUCGCGCGAUCCAAGCAAGGCGCUCAUGGAGCAACUGGGGCGCGAGCAUGCGACGAUGCUGGAGGAGGCAGAAAAGGAGCGCCGGCGCAACGACGCGCUCCUGGCCGAGCUCACCAACCUCGUGGGUCAAGUCAAGUCUCACGAGGACGAGCUGCGCAAGCAGGCCGAGAAGAGCCAAGCAGCGUCAAGCGAGCUCGCGAAAGCGCAAGAGAAGGCGCGGGCAGAUGUUCGCGAGCGCGAGGCGCUGCAGCGCCAGCUCCAAGAAGCCGACGCCAAGUGGCAAGUGCUCGCGACCACCGCCGAGAACGCCAAAUCCAAAGUCUGCUGUAUGCAGUAG
Saprolegnia parasitica CBS 223.65 is the source of this 807-nucleotide messenger RNA. RefSeq lists its product as hypothetical. The transcript is spliced from 5 exons. Bases 1 to 807 code for a protein of 268 amino acids. NCBI's taxonomy places the organism in Eukaryota, Oomycota, Saprolegniomycetes, Saprolegniales, Saprolegniaceae. The record is from RefSeq and is a predicted model, not a curated record.